Molecule: messenger RNA, 516 nt
Organism: Alternaria arborescens
Lineage: Eukaryota; Fungi; Ascomycota; Dothideomycetes; Pleosporales; Pleosporaceae
Exons: 1
Coding region: 1-516 (171 amino acids)
Source: RefSeq, a predicted model, not a curated record
AUGGCCAUGGCCCGCAUAGGAGCAAGUUUGGAUCACCAGGGCGUACUUCCAGCCAUUGGCCCAGUGAAAAAGCAAGACCUGGUAACCUUGCAGAGUGCUGGAGGCUUGAUUGGCAUCGUCGAGAGAAGCGGGCGUCGCGAGAGCUCGGCAACCGGAUCUGUGCUGCCCGAUAUGGCUGUUGCAGAUGACUCCGCAGUCGAGUUACAACGACUCACUUCGUCCGAGGAGGGUCGUAAAAGCGUGAAAGGUGACACCACAAGUGUUAAGCUUGAGCUAGAUGGGUCGGGUCCGAUCCUCACGGCCGAUUUGUUGGGCCGCACGACUUUAUCAUCUGGUUUGAAGAGAGCUUGGAGCAAGAUGUUUGUUUCUGGGAAACAGCCAUCAGUCGAUGAUCUGCCAUCACCACCUACGUCUCCUCGAAGCGACACCUCCACUAACCUCCCCGCUUUCACCCUGCUGCCCUCCUUCAGCUUCUCAACUCACCCAGAUGACGAUGAAAUGUCUAUUUUAGAAUAA